AUGCCGCCGUCACGGCCGCCACGUCGCCGCUGCGGCCGCCGCCGACGCCCGGCCACCGCCGCAGGGACGGAUCCCUCCGCAGGCGGGAGCAGAGGGUGGCUCGCCGCCCGCCGCAGGCCGUUCAAGCGGCACGGGCCCGAGCACGGCGACCAGGCGCUGCCCCUGUGCGACGAGACCCUGCUCCUCGUCUUCUCCGCCCUCUCCGACGCCGGGGACCUCGUCCGCUGCGCUGCCGCUUGCAGGCGCUGGCGCCGCCUCGUCUCCUCCGACGCCGCCUUCAUCUGCCGCCGCGGCCCCCCGCGCUGCGACCGCUUCGCCCGCCGCCUCGCGGUCGGCGUCUUCCUGCACGGCGACGGCUUCGUGCCCUUCACGAAGCCCGACCUCUCGAUCACCGACGGCGGCGUGCCGGGCUCGUCGUCGCGCGUCGUCGCGUCCCGCAACGGCCGCGUCGUGAUGGACCUCCGCCGCGCCAAGAGCGCCUGCGUGCUGCGGCUCUGCGUGUGCGACCCCAUGACCGGCGACGCCGACCUGCUCCCGCCCCUGACCGGCAAGGACCGCCCGGGGCCGUACGCGUGCGCCCUGCUCACCGCCGACGACGGGCUCCACCUGUACGACGCAUGCGCGGCCACGUCCACGUCCUCGUCCUCGUACCGCGUGCUGCUCCUCUACAACCACCGCAGCUACACGGCGCUCCGGCGCUACUCCUCGGAGGACGGCAGCUGGGGCCCGGAGGUGGAGGUGACCGGCGCCCGGAUCGCGAGGGGGCGGCAGCUGGGCGUCAGGGCGCACGCGACGCUGGUGCGGGGCGGCGCCGUCUGCUGGUACGGGCUCGGCAUCGCCGUCAACCCGGCCACGCUGCACACGUCCAGCUUUGGCUACACCGUGCAGGCCUUCGAGUCGCCGCCGCGCCGCGCCAAGGCCUCCCUCGGCAGCGAGGUGGACCGGCUGCUGGGGCUGAUGCCGGACGGGAGGCUGUGCGUGCUGGAGUGCAAGGCCGACGCGGUGCGCGCCUACGUGGUCGUCUACGCCGACGCGGUGAGGAACGGCGGCGUGUCGGGGAGGAAGGAGUGGCGGUGGACGCUGAACACGGAGCUCAUGGGCCUGCAGGCGGUGAGGUUGAGGUGGUUCUGCGAGAAGAGCGGCGUGGCGCUCUUCACGGCGAGGAACAGGGGCGGCAGGACGCAGGUGUACGCGGUGGACGUGGAGACGAUGCGGGUGGGCAGGGUGGACUGGUCGGGGGACGGCGACGGGGACAUGGACGUGUGUGGGUACGAGAUGGACCGGGUGGCCAUGCUCGCCGAGCUCGACCGCUCCGCUGAGCUCCAUCCUGCUCCUCGGCAGCUCUGA
Triticum turgidum subsp. durum (durum wheat) is the source of this 1347-nucleotide messenger RNA. NCBI's taxonomy places the organism in Eukaryota, Viridiplantae, Streptophyta, Magnoliopsida, Poales, Poaceae. The record is from the annotation of a GenBank genome assembly.